Trichoderma gamsii is the source of this 1692-nucleotide messenger RNA. RefSeq lists its product as hypothetical. The coding region runs from base 1 to 1692 and encodes 563 amino acids. The transcript has 2 exons. Lineage: Eukaryota; Fungi; Ascomycota; Sordariomycetes; Hypocreales; Hypocreaceae. Gene Ontology annotation, molecular function: fluconazole transmembrane transporter activity. The record is from RefSeq and is a predicted model, not a curated record. Gene Ontology annotation, biological process: xenobiotic detoxification by transmembrane export across the plasma membrane.
AUGGCAGACUUCUUUCGCGACACAACAUUUGGACAGACAGUUCGUCUCCUAUCUGGAAAGAGACUGUUUCUUCACCCCGAAGAAAAGCCAGGCUUCAUUCUGCCUGCCGAGUACCAGCUCUCACUCAAUAAUGAAGAAAAGCUUGCUGCAAGAGGAUCCAGCCCCGCAUCCACAUUACAGAAUAGCGAUGCGGACGUAGAGGCUCAUAGAAGCUCAGUGGACGCCGCUGGUAUUGAGCUUCACAAGACAAAGUCGGUCCCAAUCGCUCCAGUCAAAACUUCGGACGGCACCAUUCUCGUUGACUGGUAUUCCACCGAUGAUCCUGCAAACCCCCAGAACUGGUCCACCGGGAGGAGAGCAUGGGUCGUCAUUGUUAUGAGCUUAUACACCAUGAUUGCAUACAUGGCUGGCUCGCUCUAUGCCACCUCGGAGCCUGGUGUUCAAGAACAAUUUGGCGUGGGAAACCAAACUGUACUCCUCGGUCUUUCAAUGUUUGUUCUAGCAUAUGGUGUUGGCCCUCUAUUCUUUGGCCCCAUCACAGAGAUUCCCGCUGUCGGCAGAGGCUGGGUGUACUCGCUCUCGUUUAUUGUCACCUUUGCCCUCAGCUUUCCCACCGCUACCGUCAACAGCUUUGAUGGAUUGAUUGCCCUGCGAUUCUUCCAGGGCUUCUUUGGCAGUGUUGGUAUUGCCAUUGGCGGUGCCAGUGUUGGAGACGUCGUCCCCUUUCUGUAUUUUCCCUAUGGUCUGGUGGCGUGGAUCUUGGCCUUUUGGUGGGCUCCUCCUAUCGGAACUGUGAGUGGUGGCUUCGCUGCUAUGGCACAUGGCUGGAGAUGGCCCAUGUGGUUGAUCACCUGGUGGUCAGCGCCCAUGCUGCUUAUGCUGCUCUUCCUUACACCAGAGACAUCCCCCUCCAACAUCUUGCUCAGACGUGCGCGGCGCCUUCGAGCCCUUACCGGCGAUUCAAGACUCCAAUCUCAGGGCGAACUUGACCAACGUGGUAUGACUGCGACCAGCAUUCUUAUGGAGACUCUCAUCAGACCUUUUGAGAUUGCCAUCAAGGAUCCCGCUGUUGCCUAUGUCCAUUUGUACACCGCCUUCUUCUACGGCGUCUUCUUCUGUUUCUUUGAAGUCUUCCCUCUUGUCUUCAUCCCCAUCUACGGCUUCAAUCUUGGAGAAAUCGGCCUAGUCUUCCAGUGCUGCGGUAUCGGCGCCACUAUUGGCACAGUCUUCUACUUCCUCUUCCUGCGCUACUACAUGAUUCCCGAUAACGUCAAGAACGGCUUCGACAACCACGAGCAACGUCUGAUUCCUGCUCUUGCCGGCUCGGUCUUGACCCCCAUUGGCCUCUUCAUUUUUGCCUGGACUCAUUACGCUCAUAUUCACUGGAUUGUUCCAAUGAUUGGUGUCGUUACGUUCUGUGUUGGAAUGUUCUGGAUCAUUAUGGCACUCUUCACAUACGUCCCAGUUUCGUACACGCAGUUCACGGCUUCAAUCUACACAUCCAACGGCCUUGCCCGGUCCAUGAUUGCAUGCUCGGCAGUCCAUAUUGCACGCCCCCUAUUUAUCAAUGUCGGAACUCACGAAGGUGUUACUAUCCUGGCGUGUCUGAACAUCCUUGGCAUUCCAGCAACCUGGUACAUUUAUAAGAAGGGCGCUCAACUUCGUGCCAAGUCUAAGUUUGCUCAGGGCUAA